Messenger RNA from Nylanderia fulva, 1532 nucleotides. It is a transcript of the gene CstF64, whose product is annotated as cleavage stimulation factor subunit 2 CstF64. Gene Ontology annotation, molecular function: mRNA binding. NCBI's taxonomy places the organism in Eukaryota, Metazoa, Arthropoda, Insecta, Hymenoptera, Formicidae. Gene Ontology annotation, cellular component: mRNA cleavage and polyadenylation specificity factor complex. The record is from RefSeq and is a predicted model, not a curated record. Gene Ontology annotation, biological process: mRNA 3'-end processing.
GCGCCACGUGGUGACCGGCGUUAUUAAUUAGAUAGUAUAGAAAAGUGUUAGUGUCAGGGGCCUGUUUUCGAGUGUUUUUCAUUUGUAAUCCGGAGAAAAACAAAAGUGCGAAAAUGAGUAAUUCAACUAUUUCGGAUCAAUCGCUAAUGGACAAAUCAAUGCGAAGUGUUUUCGUCGGGAAUAUCCCGUACGAGGCUACAGAGGAGAAUCUAAAGGAUAUCUUCAGCGAAGUUGGACCAGUACUUUCCUUCAAAUUAGUUUUUGAUCGUGAGACAGGCAAACCUAAAGGAUAUGGUUUCUGCGAAUAUAAAGAUCAGGAAACGGCUUUAAGUGCUAUGAGAAACUUGAAUGGAUAUGAAAUUGGUGGAAGAACAUUGCGUGUCGAUAAUGCUUGUACAGAGAAAAGUCGAAUGGAGAUGCAGAGUCUUCUGCAAGGACAGAAUACCGAAAACCCAUAUGGGGAGGCUGUUCAGUCGGACAAGGCACCAGAAGCCAUAAGCAAAGCUGUAGCGUCUCUACCACCGGAGCAAAUGUUCGAAUUGAUGAAGCAAAUGAAACUUUGCGUGCAAAAUAAUCCGAAUGAGGCGCGUCAAAUGCUUCUGCAAAAUCCUCAAUUGGCAUAUGCUUUGCUUCAAGCACAGGUGGUCAUGAGGAUAGUGGAUCCACAUACAGCAGUCAGCAUGUUGCACAAGGCUAAUCCCAUUCCAGGUGUUUUGACACCACCAGAAAAGCCAAUUCAACAGGUCCAACCACGAAUUGAAGAACCAUGGGCUCCGCCGCGACCUCCACCAGCUGUUAAUCCUCCAGCGCCCAUUUUCGCGGGUCAAGAUGUAGAUCUUCGAUUGGAUAGACCAAUAGAUCCGCGGUUAGCUAGGAUGGAUCAAGAUUUAAGAGGGCCUCCUCAAGUGCAGCCUACCCCAGUUGCACCACCAGUAAUACCAGCUGCCGCUGAUCCCAGAGGACCUAAUACAUUUAAUAUUACAGACAACACUCUUCCUGUGGAAGGAGUCGAGAGUUUUUGCCGUGAUCCGAGAGCUGAUAGAUUCGGUAGAGAUCCGAGAGAUCCUAGAGAUCCGAGGAUGCCCAUUGAUCCUAGAAUUACCAAAGCUACUCCAACGCCUGUUGCUCCACCGGUUGUUCCGAGACCAGUUGCUGCACCAACUGUUCCAAUACAAAGCCCCGUAUCGAGCAACACGACUAGUUCUACUGCUGCGCUUUCACAGUCAGCAAGUUCUGCGACAUCCAGACUUAUGGCUGGAAUGUCUCCAGCAGGAAACAUUCCCAGUGGCGCGUCCGAUCAGGAAAAGGCGGCCUUAAUAAUGCAAGUGUUGCAAUUAUCAGAUGAGCAAAUUGCUAUGCUUCCACCUGAACAGAGACAAAGUAUUUUGGUUCUAAAGGAACAAAUUGCAAAGAGUACUCAGCGCUGAUGUACAACUUAAUCUCUUAAAGAGUAAAUCUCUACUUUAAAAAGGUAAUAUAAUCUUAAAGUAAUCUUAUGUGAUGUACAAUGAAUACAUUCUUACAAAAUAUAA